UCGCCCAAUCUCUAUCUGCUAAUUAAAUAAGUUGUUUGAAUUAAAUAUGAUAUCUGGAAAAACUUUCCAUUAAUAUGAGCUUCUAUUCUCUCUCUACCUCUAUCUUUCUUUUAUUUUAAGAAAUAUGUACUCUCCAUUUAAACUCACAUGGGACGACGGCCUUGCUUAUUGUCCCAAGCAGCGCAAUUUUUUAGCAGAAACCGAGGAGGAGGAAGCUAAGGCAUUAGAGUUCUGUUUUCCGCUUGAGUUCUUUCUCCAUCCGGCUCCCGAGACGACGAAGGCAGGAAACUAUAGCCCAUCCUCCAGCUUGAUCAAGAUCUUCAUCUUCUACAGCCGCUUGCACAGGAGGUGUAUAGAUUGCACGCGUCGCUUCUUCGCCUCCUUCGUUGCUGUUCGACUUCGCUCCUUCGACGACUUUCCCUUCCUGUCGGAUCGGAAGUUAGGACAUUUUGAUCGGAAGCAACAACGGGACCUCGCUGGCUGUGAAGGCUACCAGCACAUCUAAUAAAAGCAACAAUACUUCCACUGAAAGCACCCAAUUCAUAGAAAUUCAUGUAAUGUCUAUCUAGAUCGUAUUGCUCUGACUCUUGGAGUGGUUUAAUGUGAUUACUUGGGGAAAUUGCUGAAGUUCCUCAGAUUAUAACAACUUAUAGAGAGAAAUCAGUCCGUGGGGUUUUCUGUCGCCUUCUUGAUGGCAAGGAUUAUUGGGUAUUUUAUAAAUUUCUUUCAAUAUUUUUUUUUAUUUGUAAAUACCUUUGUUUUUUAAUGUCCUUUUCCUUUUUUAUAUUAUCUUAAAUGAAAACUCAAGUAUUGCAACUGUUUUCGAAACUGAAGUUCAGUAGUUGGUAAAAGUUCAUUAUUAGCUAGCACAAGUCGAGUACUUAUUGAAGAGUCCAUGUCUUUGCUAAAAAAUUU
Dendrobium catenatum is the source of this 915-nucleotide messenger RNA. RefSeq lists its product as uncharacterized. The record is from RefSeq and is a predicted model, not a curated record. The transcript has 4 exons. The coding region runs from base 125 to 505 and encodes 126 amino acids. NCBI's taxonomy places the organism in Eukaryota, Viridiplantae, Streptophyta, Magnoliopsida, Asparagales, Orchidaceae.